Molecule: messenger RNA, 454 nt
Organism: Durusdinium trenchii
Lineage: Eukaryota; Dinophyceae; Suessiales; Symbiodiniaceae
Source: the annotation of a GenBank genome assembly
GUUCGCUGUGCCCAACGAACGGGCCGAGGUCGAGGGGUCCAGUGGCUGUUCGCAGCAGCCCUCGGAGAACUCCAACAACUUCGCGCGGCACUUGAUCCGCCACUUUGCGCGAGGGAGGUGUUUCCAAAGCCGGAUGAUGUAUAUACGAAUGUGCGACUCGGUGAUUCGAGAAGCACCCGUCCAUGUCUUCACAGACCUCUUCAUGCGGCCCUUGCUGUUUCUGUCCUUGGACCCGGUGAAGAACGUGCGACUCUGUUGGGCCACCGUGAUCUUGCCUCACUUGCGCAAGGUGGGACGCCUGGGCCAAAACCGCUUGGUCUUGGCCGCCGCCGUGAGCCUGAGGAGCACCAUGGAUCGGGAGGUGCACCGCGUCUUGGAGGAGGCCAAGCUGCCGGAGGUCUCAGACGAAGAGCCGGGCGGCCCGGACGGGGCACCGUCGGAGCGACCAGAGUGA